Messenger RNA from Macadamia integrifolia, 1447 nucleotides. Its product is annotated as epsin-3-like. The transcript is spliced from 4 exons. Gene Ontology annotation, molecular function: clathrin binding; phospholipid binding. The record is from RefSeq and is a predicted model, not a curated record. Gene Ontology annotation, biological process: endocytosis. Lineage: Eukaryota; Viridiplantae; Streptophyta; Magnoliopsida; Proteales; Proteaceae. Gene Ontology annotation, cellular component: clathrin vesicle coat; endosome; plasma membrane. The coding region runs from base 187 to 1191 and encodes 334 amino acids.
GGGGUGAUUUUCAAUUGGGGUAGGGGUUGAAUAAACGAAAUUUGCGCUACUUGUUCUUCCUAUCACGUCAACGUUUCCACAGUUGAGACUUGGGACAACCCACAACCCACAGAAAUAGUAAUCUUUCCUGCUUAAACCAAAGAGAAGUAGGCAAAAUUUGUUCUUCUAUCAAAGUGAACCUUAAACAUGUCGAUCCUUGGAACCAGAACAAGCACAAGCACCCCCACCCCCACCCCCACCCCCACCAUCACCACCAACAACACUAACAUGGGUACCCCUUUCUUCCAUGAGUUGAAGAAGCAAGCUUCUUUCUUCCUCAGAGAGAAGAUCAAGACGGCACGGUUGGCUUUGACCGAUUGUACCCCUGCACAACUAGAUGACCAUUUUUGGGUUGGGUUGGUUGGGUUUGAAAGAUUGACAGAAGAAGCCACGAAUGAGAAUCCAUGGGCACCUGACACACGAACCAUGGGUUUGAUAUCCAAGGCUGCUUUUGAAGUCGAUGAUUACUGGAGAAUUGUGGAUAUCCUGCACAAAAGACUCUCCAGAUUUGACAGAAAAAAUUGGAGAGUUUCCUACAAAGCUUUGAUCUUACUGGAACACCUUCUGACCCACGGACCAGAGAGUGUUGCAGAGGAGUUUCAGGCUGAUAAAGAUGUCAUUAGGGUGAUGGAAAGCUUUCAAUAUAUUGAUGAGACAGGAUUCAAUUGGGGCCUCACUGUCAGGAAGAAAUCCGAGAGGGUGUUGAAGCUUCUGGGAAAGAGCCAACUACUCAAAGAAGAGAGAGAUCGAGCUCGCAAACUAACUCGUGGCAUUGAAGGGUUUGGCAGCUUCAGCUACCGUUCUUCCUCAACUGAAGAAACAAGCUUCAGAGACUCAUCCUUGAAAAUGUUUGAGAGGAGUCAUUCAGACUCUAACGAUCUUGGGGAGAAUAAUCAUUUCUCCUUGCAUUGUUCUGAUGAAGGUCGGAGUGAUGAGAUGAUAAAGAAGCUGUUUGACAAAAGUCUUAAAGAAAAUAAGACCCCAACAGAGGAAGAACUUACUCCAGAAGUCCAUGAAUGGGACUGCAAAAGAGAGUCAAUACCUCUUUUGGAUGAUCAGAAAGAUGAAUGCAAUGUGGGAUUUUCAAUUGAAGAAGAAGAUCAUCCAUUCAUCAUUUCUGAACUCCAAUCUACCACUUCCCUAACUUCUUGACUUCUCAACAAGCCUUGAACCUUCAACCUUUAGGUUGUAUACAAUGAUCAACACACCAUUUGGGCAACGAAGACUCUUGUACUUCUCUAGCUAGAGCCUCUGAAAUCAGUCAAGUGGGUAGACAACUUGUCUGCGAGUUUAUACAGAUGGGUUGAAUCAGUGAGUUGCUUCAUGUUGUGUCUGGCUUUUUCUUUACGAGAAAGAAGAGAUUAUCUAAGCAUUAGUGUCUUCUUGAUUAAACGAAGUUGAUGAACAA